Molecule: messenger RNA, 1875 nt
Organism: Aethalodelphis obliquidens (Pacific white-sided dolphin)
Lineage: Eukaryota; Metazoa; Chordata; Mammalia; Artiodactyla; Delphinidae
Gene: METTL2A
Product: methyltransferase 2A, tRNA N3-cytidine
Exons: 9
Coding region: 38-1177 (379 amino acids)
Molecular function (GO): tRNA (cytidine-N3)-methyltransferase activity
Source: RefSeq, a predicted model, not a curated record
GCGUUAGGGAAAGGUAGGGAUUUCCGGCUCCGGUGUCAUGGACGCUUCCUACACUGAAGGUGAACACACCGCGGUCUGCGGGAAGAGGCAGCAGUUUGGGAGCCGGUUUCUGAGCGACCCGGCGCGCGUCUUCCACCACAAUGCCUGGGACAGUGUGGAGUGGUCAGAAGAGCAGGCCGCGGCGGCGGAGAGGAAAGUCCAGGAGAACAGUACCCAGCGAGUGUGCGAGGAGAAACAAGUUGAUUAUGAGAUCAAUGCCAACAAAUACUGGAAUGACUUCUACAAAAUCCACGAAAAUGGGUUUUUCAAGGAUAGACAUUGGCUUUUUACUGAAUUCCCAGAGCUGGCACCUAGCCAAAACCAAAAUCACUUGAAGGCUUUGCUCUCAGAGAACAAGGGGAGUGAAGUACCUGCGUGUAGAAGCAGUGAGGAUGGAUCUGGUUUAAUAAUAGAAGCACAGCACAGUUGUUCUUCAGUCAGCCUUGGACGUAAAACACAGCCACCUCCUGUGGAAGAGAAUGUAACUCAGAAACUCCGUCACCUGGAAAUCUGUGCUGAUGAGUUUCCUGGAUCCUCAGCCACCUACCGAAUACUGGAGGUUGGUUGUGGUGUGGGAAACACAGUCUUUCCAAUUUUACAAACUAACAAUGACCCAAGACUCUUUGUUUACUGUUGUGAUUUUUCUUCCACAGCUGUAGAACUGGUCCAGACAAAUUCAGCAUAUGAUCCUUCUCGGUGUUUUGCCUUUGUUCACGACCUGUGUGAUGAAGAUAAGAGUUACCCAGUGCCCGGGGAUAGUCUUGAUGUCAUCAUCCUCAUAUUUGUUCUCUCAGCAAUCAUUCCAGACAAGAUGCAGAACGCUAUCAACAGGCUAAGCAGGCUUCUGAAGCCUGGAGGGAUGAUGCUUCUGCGAGAUUAUGGCCGCUAUGACAUGGCUCAGCUUCGGUUUAAAAAAGGUCAGUGUCUGUCUGAAAAUUUCUAUGUGAGAGGCGAUGGCACCAGAGUGUACUUCUUCACACAAGAUGAACUGGACGCACUUUUCACUACUGCUGGACUGGAAAAGGUUCAGAACCUGGUGGAUCGCCGGUUGCAAGUGAAUCGAGGGAAACAACUGACAAUGUACCGAGUUUGGAUUCAGUGCAAAUAUCGUAAGCCUCUUCUGUCCAGCACCAGCUGAGAGGCACCUGCUCCUGACAGGCGAGGUCAUUGGGGCUUUUUAAAAAGAACGCCCACAAAUGGUGUCUUGUAGAUAUUAAACCAUUCAAGGAUUCCAACAGAUUUGAACCUAGGAAGAAUUAUUUUAUAUCAAGAUUCUAACCAUUUUUUAUAAAGCAGAAACACACCAUUGUAAAGCAAUUAUACUCCAAUAAAGAUGUUUUUAAAAAAACACAACAACAACAACAAAAGAUUCUAACCAUUUUUGCUUCAUAUUUGUGAAGCCUUGUGGUAUAUACUUUUCUCAUUUUUUUUUCUUACUUGGAGAUCUCAAAGAAUCUUUCUUGACAUUUUGUAACUUAAUAGUUGAAAUGUUAUUCAUGGGAAUCAAAGAAUUUAUUUCCAUGUGUAAGUAUUAUAUAUGAUGAAGUGAAUAACUAAGUUGCAUUAAAUUAGUUGGGGAUUCAAAUGCCUAGACUAAGAAAUUGAUACAAAGAUGACUAAAGGCCUCAUUCAUUGGUCAUCAGAGAUACAAAUUAGGAAGAAUCACCUGUCUUUGGAUAUUGUCCUGACUCAAAAAAAAAAGAGCAUCAAAAUACGGUGUCCUUGUUAAGUAUUUGGUCAUGGUCUCUGCUUGACCUCCAUGGAAUUUUAAGUACUGUUUCCCCAUCUAAGUAACCUGCAUCUAAAAAAAUUAAAAGGAUCUUCACUUUUAGCAAA